AUGUACUUCUUCCUCUCCAACUUGUCCUUCACUGACAUCUGUAUAAGUUCCACCACAAUCCCUAAGAUGCUGGUGAACAUCCAAACAAAAAGUCAGAGUAUCUCUUACACAAGCUGCUUCACUCAUAUUACUCUUGUUGUAAUUUUUGUAAACCUGGAAAAUUUCCUCCUUGCAGUGAUGGCCUAUGACCGCUAUGUGGCCAUUUGUCAUCCACUGAGGUACAUGGACAUCAUGAGUCCCCGCCUCUUUGCCCUGCUUGUUCUGCUUUCCUUGUUGGUUAGCAUUGGGGAUGGCCAGAUCCAUACUCUGAGGGCACUGCAGCUGUCCUUCUGCACAGACCUGGAAAUCCCGCACUUUUUCUGUGAACUUGCUCAGGUCAUCAAGAUCGCCUGUUCUGAUACUGUCAUUGAUAACAUCCUGAUCUAUGUUUCAAUUUGCAUAGUUGGUGGUAUUACUCUUGGUGGAAUCAUUUUCUCUUAUAUCCGCAUUGUGUCCUCUGUUUCAGGAAUGCCAUCAAGGGGCAAAGUAUAA
This is a messenger RNA of Fukomys damarensis (Damara mole-rat), 531 nucleotides long. RefSeq names its product olfactory receptor 7G2-like. NCBI's taxonomy places the organism in Eukaryota, Metazoa, Chordata, Mammalia, Rodentia, Bathyergidae. Gene Ontology annotation, biological process: G protein-coupled receptor signaling pathway. The record is from RefSeq and is a predicted model, not a curated record. Gene Ontology annotation, cellular component: membrane. The transcript has a single exon. Bases 1 to 531 code for a protein of 176 amino acids. Gene Ontology annotation, molecular function: olfactory receptor activity; G protein-coupled receptor activity.